Molecule: messenger RNA, 852 nt
Organism: Glarea lozoyensis ATCC 20868
Lineage: Eukaryota; Fungi; Ascomycota; Leotiomycetes; Helotiales; Helotiaceae
Exons: 2
Coding region: 1-852 (283 amino acids)
Source: RefSeq, a predicted model, not a curated record
AUGGAUUCACCAUAUCAAUCGGUCUCCAGCAUCGUAGACGAAAAAGCCGUCUCGAUUCAACACCUCGAACUUCCACACGAUCAAGACUCCCCCAAAGCCGCUACUCUGGAAACGCAACAGAACAACAAUAUCGACGAUGAGUUAGAAAUUCGCAAACAGUUCAAAGACUUGCUAGCUGUUCCACGGUUCAUGGAGAUGCGCCGCAUCCAUCGUAGAUUGUUAUGCUUAGUAGAUUGCAUUAUGAUAAUGAUUUUGGCUUGCUAUCUCGAUGAGCCGGAGGAGCAAUGGUACAACGACACAUUUCUCGUAAUCGGCGCUCUCCUAGUGUAUGUCGCGACUACUUGGGAAUCGUUCGCGUUGAUCAAGCCAAAUUAUUGGAAGGGUGCGGCGAACAUUGGGUUAAUGGACGACAGGAGUACUCUAAAGGAGAACUUCCGCAAAGACUUCUAUUUCGGCAAAAUCAACAUGGUGUGGGAUCCAGAAGAGAGGCGCCUUGGAGUCGUAGAGAUGCGAAUCCCUUUUCUCAUACGAUAUAUCGCAGAUCCAGAUGCCUACCUGGGGAACCCUUUUCAUAUGUUCUCGCCUUACUAUGCUGUGGAGAUUGGGGCUACAAUUCAUUUGGCCAAGAUCGCCUUAAUGUUCUUCUGUUAUCAACUUCAAACCUCUUAUGGACCAGUUGCUUGGAACUUCUUGAGCGCCGAAGAGCAUCUGGCAAAGUGGAUGGAGUUCUUGAUGGUGGACGAGAAGGAUCCGGAACACGUUCAACGACGGUCGAAAGUGGGCUUGAAGUUGAUUCUGGAGGAUUUAAAGGCACCAACUGCAGAAGAGGUAUCUUGCGAAGAUGAGGAUUAA